Molecule: messenger RNA, 3085 nt
Organism: Drosophila hydei
Lineage: Eukaryota; Metazoa; Arthropoda; Insecta; Diptera; Drosophilidae
Gene: Brd8
Product: bromodomain-containing protein 8
Exons: 3
Coding region: 167-2818 (883 amino acids)
Cellular component (GO): NuA4 histone acetyltransferase complex
Molecular function (GO): protein binding
Source: RefSeq, a predicted model, not a curated record
UGUCAUUUCAUUAAUUCCUGUCUCUCCAAAAAUACCUAAGUUAUAAAUAGUGACGAAGUAACAGUUACGUCAAUACUGCUCAUCUCUAUCAGCGCUCAUCUCUAUCAACACAAAGCGGUGGUGAAAUAUUUGUUUGCGGCUUUCAUAUAUAAAAUAAAAUUAACAAAUGAGCCGCAUUCCUCUUGACACUUGGUCCAAACGCGAGCAACUAUGCCUAGCCUCGGCAGUAUCGUGCAGCGGCGACCAGAAUUGGAUAACAGUUAGUCGCACACUGAAGUCAGUUUGCGGCAAUGCAAACACUCGACCGGCGGAUUGGUACUCCCAGAAAAAUUGUGCCGUCCAGUAUGGCCAUUUGCUGGAAACGGUCGAGACCACGAAGCGCAAGAAGCGCACCAACGAAAGCAGCGGCUUCUCUUCGCCGGCUACUGUGGCCGUGGAGACUCCCACAGAAAUUCUGCUGCGACGACUAACAGAGGAACGCCUGCUGGAAGUUAAAACCCAGAUGCGUCGAGACCAAGAGCUGUAUAGUAAGGUGCAGCGAGAAAUUGAAGCCUUGCAGUCGGAUGAGAUGACCGAACAGCAGCUGCAGCAAAUGUGGCAGGAAAUCGAAAAGGAACAGGAAACAAAACGCAUAGACGAAAUGAAGCUCGAGAAUCGAAUGCGGGAGCGUGAGCAACGGAAGAAGGAUAUUGCGGGCAGUUGGCGUAACAGGGAAAGUGGAACAGGAAGACGCUCCAACCUAACUGCAGACACAACUUCCGUCGAUAUGGAUGUGGAGGACAUUGCAGCCGCCAACACAGCUGGGGGCAGCACCAAGCAGCAGGCGGCACCCGCUCCUUUGCUAACAUCGCUACUUAAGUCGCCCAGCGGCAGCAGUGGCAACAGCGCCACAUCUCCAACUGGCAGCUCAGCGGGAGCAGGCGUGGCCCGAGCGACGGCAACGGCGCCAACGAUUACUUCGCUACUGACAAGUGGCGCCAGUGCCAUACCCAAUCAGCCGGCAGUCAUAUUAAAAAGUUCUAACGAUCCAGACUUUAUGACUCGACCCAUUAGCGGACCGCCUGUAGCGGAGGUAGCUAACACCGAGCCUAGUCCCUCACAGGCAGCACCAACGCUGUCCAUGCUGCUGGAGAAGAAUAAACUAGCUACUGGAGCAUCAGCAACUACUAGUAAACCAAAUGAAUCGCCAACAAAGUCCGCAGAUGCGGAGGCAAGCUCCAGUGACAAACAAGCUGCAGCAGAUCUGGAGGCAAUAUUCACUGAUGAUCCCGUAGAACAGCAUCUGAUCGAGGCUUUUUGCAAAAAUAUUAUCGAUGACAUUGGCAUUGAAAUUGUCAGCGUUAUUGAUGAGGAGAUACUGAAGAAUGUGGACAAUGUUGUUUCGCCAGCUGAGGAGCCAGCCAACGCUGAAGUAGCUGACUUUGAUGAUAAGCUCGAAUCGCUAAAUCAUAACGAUUCUGCCAGUUGCAAGUCCAGCCAAUCGCCGGCACAGCCGAAAACACAGGAAGUGGUCAUUGGUUCCAGCGAUGACUCCAACGAUAAUAUACCAUUAGCUGCCGUAGCAUCACAGGAGAGCAAGGACCGCAGCCAGCCAUCAGUCGAAGCCGCAGACAUAGCCACAGAUGAUGCAGAAAUUAUAGCCGAGGAGCUAAAUGAAACCAUCACCAUUGCCAGCAGCUCGAGUGAGGAGAAUGCGCGGGAAGUGCCCACACCUGUGGUGGCUGAUACAGUGGAGGCAUCUGAAACAGUAGUUAGCAAAUCUCCUGGAGCAAUUGAAGCCAACACACCCGAAGCUAGCAAAAAGACAGAAGAAAGUGCUCCUUCGGAGGAGACAGAAGUCAAAACUGAGCAAGUCGAGGCCAGCAACGAAGUCUCUAAAGAGGAACCCAACAAGGCAGCCAGCUUGGAGGCCUACAAAGGUACAGCCGAACCCAAUACAGAGAUGAAGACGCCUGCACCAACGACGGCCAGUGCAGUGCACGAUACGGAUGAAGAAUCCUCCUCGCUGACAGACAGCAGUAAGACGGAUGAGCCCAUACGCAACGCUAAAUCCAAGCAGCAAACUGAUGCCAAGCCCGAUCCAGAGUCCAGCACUGGCACGCGACAGACGCCAUCCAGCGGCUUCGGUUUAGCCAGCACACCCGCUCCAGCGCCCGUUUCUGCACGUGCCCCACUGUUGCGUAGGCUGCCGCGUCGCGAUCGCUCCGAGAGUCCCAUGGUGGACGAUGAUACGACAACGGCCAGCGAUCAUUCCACAGCCAGAUCCAGUUCACGUCGACGCUGCUCUUCAACUCCUGUCAUAGAUAGCAUACCCAAUUCACCGGCAUCCAGUGAGCACACUGACGAUCGUCGGGAAACGCGUGGCGCCUCCAAGAAGCUCUUCCUCAGCAUCUACAGCACGCUGCAGGAGAGCAAAUAUGCGUCUCCUUUUCGGCGCGCCUUUCACGACGAGCACCCGCACAGGAAGGCAGAGCUGUGUCUGCGGCCCAUGGACUUGCCCACCAUCAAGCGCAACAUCGACUCUGGCCAUCUGCGCAGCAUUAACGAACUACAGCGAGAUGUGCUGCUCAUGUGCCAGAACCUGCUGCUGGUCUACAAGCCGCAUACCACACAGCACAAGACGGCGCUUCUCUUCAUGCAAGAGUGUCGCUCGCUCAAAGAUUUCGCCACAAUCACUCACACGCCAUCCGAUAACAGUUCCUCCAGCAGCAACAGCAGCAAAGUGGAGAAGGAGAAGGAAAAGGAAAAAGAAAAGGAGCGCACGCCAGCUGGCAACAAAGCGCGCAGUGGCUCGCGCAAGAGCCAGAGGCAUCACUAGACUUAGGUUAUUACUUACACUUCAUAAUAGACCUUAAUAUGAUAUGUGCUAUCAAACCUGCAUAAUCCUUUGCUCCCAUGGCAGCAAAUCAAUGCCGCAAUCUAAUUAAUUAAUUAUAUAAUUCAUCAACUAUUAUAUAAAAUCUGUCUAAUACUAAAUAUUUAAGCACAUUAUACAAUAAGUCUGUCACACAAAAUAAUAGCCAACCAUUAACAAUUUUGUAUACUACACUCGCACAAUAGCCGCUGCUCUUAUACGUAUAAUAAU